This is a messenger RNA of Cheilinus undulatus (humphead wrasse), 1162 nucleotides long. Its product is annotated as deoxyribonuclease-2-alpha-like. NCBI's taxonomy places the organism in Eukaryota, Metazoa, Chordata, Actinopteri, Labriformes, Labridae. The transcript has 7 exons. The record is from RefSeq and is a predicted model, not a curated record. Bases 130 to 888 code for a protein of 252 amino acids. Gene Ontology annotation, molecular function: deoxyribonuclease II activity. Gene Ontology annotation, biological process: apoptotic DNA fragmentation.
CUGCUUUACAGGAAUGUCAGAGUGAGUUGGGGGGGUCCAGGCUAUACAGACGGAUAAAUAGAGGAGAGUUUCAGUGACCAGGGACAGCUGCUGAUCACUUCAACCACAGAAAACCCUCUCAGAGCAGUCAUGUGGAGGUCAGUCCUGGUGCUCAGUUUGCUCUGUUGGGGGACCGACGGGGCAGUGACCUGCAAAGACGCGAGAAACAACGCAGUACCCUGGUACAUCCUGUAUAAGGCCCCCUCCCUACAGGCCAAGUACCUGACCGGUCUGGAGUACCUGUACAUCGAUUCAACUACAUCGACAGAUGUCGAUCCACAGCGCUACAAUAACAUCGCUGACAGAAACGGCGUCCUGGCAAACACUCUGCAGCCCAUGUUCACUCCCAUCAGAUCCAUGCCGGCUACCUUUGGAUUCAUCAGCUACAGCGAUCAGCCUCCAGGAAGCAGAGCUAGUGACAAGUUUGGCCACAGUAAAGGGGUCCUGAUGAUGGAUAAAACCAGCACUGGAGUCUGGCUCUUUCACAGCACACCUCAGUUCCCUUUCAGGAGAGACCGGGAUCAUUUCUGGCCUGACAGCGGAACGACUAACGCCCAGAUCUUUCUCUGUGUCACAUUCCCCUACAGCGAGUUCAGUAAGAUAGGCACACAUCUGCAGUACAUCAGAGCUUACCCGUUUGAGCAUGAUCUGCCAGCGGACUUUCAUCAAGAACUUCGGGACGCUGUGAACUGGGUCUCAGCUCAGCCAUCCAAUAACUUCAUGACGUUGAUGUCAACCGACCCGUUUCAGAGAUUUUCCAGCAUCGCUAAACGCACAUCAGAGCAGCCAAAAGACGGAGAUCUUUACGUCACCCUUGCACAAAGACUCAACAGUGACGUUCACGUCUAGACGUGGGGCGGCCAGCGUGAACGUGCACGUUCGUUUUGCUCUGCUGGUUAUAAGAAAGUGUUGAACGUCAAGAGUAUCUCGACCUCCCUGGGUGACUGGGAGCCUGGGAACGACCACUCUAAGUGGUGUGUGACUAAGAGCCAAAAUAUCCCACGGGUCUGUAUCGGUGAUGUAAACAGGGCGACGACACAGUACCUGAGGUGGGGGGGUGCUCUGUGCGUUGAAAACGAGGGGACAAGAAACAUCUUCCUGCAGUUUGCUGGGGCACCUGAGG